AUGUUCCCAAUGUACUUUCAUGUGUUCGCUAGACCCUCUAAUGAAUGCAAAGAAAGAUUGACUAAAGAGGCUCCUCGAACUAAAGAAACAUUGACUAAAGAGUCUCCUCCAAGUAAAGAAACAUUGACUAAAGAGGCUCCUCGAAAGAAAGAAACAUUGACUAAAGAGGCUCCUCGAAGUAAUGAAACAUUGAUUAAAGAGGCUCCUCGAACUAAAGAAACAUUGACUAAAGAGGCUCCUCGAAGUAAUGAAACAUUGACUAAAGAGGCUCCUCGAAGUAAUGAAACAUUGACUAAAGAGGCUCCUCGAACUAAAGAAACAUUGACUAAAGAGGCUCCUCGAAGUAAUGAAACAUUGACCAAAGAGGCUCCUCGAAGUAAAGAAACAUUGACUAAAGAGGCUCCUCCAAGUAAAGAAACAAUGACUAAAGAGGCUCCUCCAAGUAAAGAAACAUUGACUAAAGAAGCUCCACGAAGGAAUGAAACAUUGACUAAAGAGGCUCCUCGAACAAAAGAAACAUUGACUAAAGAGGCUCCUCGAACAAAAGAAACAUUGACUAAAGAAGCUCCACGAAGUAAUGAAACAUUGACUAAAGAGGCUCCUCGAACUAAAGAAACAUUGACUAAAGAGGCUCCUUGA
Messenger RNA from Biomphalaria glabrata, 639 nucleotides. RefSeq lists its product as uncharacterized. Lineage: Eukaryota; Metazoa; Mollusca; Gastropoda; Planorbidae. The record is from RefSeq and is a predicted model, not a curated record. The transcript has 2 exons. Bases 1 to 639 code for a protein of 212 amino acids. Gene Ontology annotation, biological process: extracellular matrix organization. Gene Ontology annotation, cellular component: extracellular matrix.